Peronospora belbahrii is the source of this 501-nucleotide messenger RNA. Lineage: Eukaryota; Oomycota; Peronosporomycetes; Peronosporales; Peronosporaceae. The record is from the annotation of a GenBank genome assembly.
AUGAGGCACUCGUUGCUGCAGAAUCUAAAGAUUAGGGCACGGCCAAAUACGCAAUUAACUCGGCGCUGGAUCAACUAUGGCCAUGAUAUGCACAAGGAAAUGCUCAAUGGAACGGCAAAAGUCUCCGUGACCGAGUACGAUGAAGGAGGUUUUGUCGUCAAUGAUAUCAACAUGCGCGGAGGAGUAGCGCUGUUCUCCGAAGUUGCCAUGCUUUGGAAGCCAAAGAGGAUAAACGAGAUCACGCGCGAGCAUUUGACUGUCUUUACAGUUUCGAAUCCACCAAUCGAAAUUCUAGUACUUGGCUGCGGUAAGCGUAUCAACCAUGGAUUGGCACCGGAGCUCAAAGAAAUGCUGAAGGUGAAUGGCAUUGUGGUGGAGUAUCUGGACAAUGUUAAUGCAUGUGCCACCUUCAAUAUUCUGAAUGCUGAGGACCGCAGAGUAGCUGCUGCACUGCUCCCUUGUGAAUCAGACCUUCCAACCUACUUUGAACAGAUAAAAUAA